Pteropus alecto (black flying fox) is the source of this 297-nucleotide messenger RNA. RefSeq names its product keratin-associated protein 3-3. Bases 1 to 297 code for a protein of 98 amino acids. The transcript has a single exon. Gene Ontology annotation, molecular function: structural molecule activity. Gene Ontology annotation, cellular component: keratin filament. Lineage: Eukaryota; Metazoa; Chordata; Mammalia; Chiroptera; Pteropodidae. The record is from RefSeq and is a predicted model, not a curated record.
AUGGCUUGCUGUGCUCCCUGCUGCUGCAGCGUCCCCACGGGCCCCGCCACCACCAUCUGCUCCUCUGACAAAUGCUGCCGUUGUGGAGUCUGCCUGCCCAGCACCUGCCCACACACGACUUGGUUACUGGAGCCAACCUGCUGUGACAACUGCCCCCCACCCUGCCACGUUCCUCAGCCCUGUGUGCCCACCUGCUUCCUGCUCAACUCCUGCCUGCCCACCCCGGGUCUGGAGACCAUCAACCUCACAACCUUCACUCAGCCCUGCUGUGAUCCCUGCCUCCCAAGCUGCUGCUGA